AUGCCGGGACCCAUUUCAACAAUCCAUUUACCGGCUUCGCAAUCUUCUCCCCCAACUCAGCAUUUGCCUGGUGAUUCACUCGGCUUUCCAGAUCCUCCAGCACCGCUUGUGUUUCCAGUCGACCCAGCUGACAUUUCCAACACUGAUAGCAGGAAGGUUACUCGCUUGUGGCCAUCCUGUGUUCCCCUCUUUGCCUUCGCAGAACAUUCAUGUUUGCAGGAGCGUAAGGAUCGGAUUAUACAGGUACUUAAGCUCAGCAAGAACAAGAGACUCAGGAAUAACCUACGAACCACCAGUGAUCGUGUAUUGAAGCAUAACCAGUACACUGAGACCUUCUCGGAAGAAACUCACAUGCUAGAUUUCCUUCUUACAUCCGUUUUUGCCUGCACUACAUUCACGAAAGAUGUUGUGUACAAAUUGGAUGAGAAAAUCUAUCGAGAUCUUCACACCCUAUUAACAACUCGCCAUGCAUUAGCUUCCUCGUCACUCAAUAGCUUUGGUUAUUCGGAUCUCAGACCACCUGGAUGGGCCAUUGACACUGCGAAAGGUUUGACGGCCAACGAUUUUGAGUUGUAUGCCUUCCAGUAUCGCAUUCGGGUCAAGCAUUUUCUUCAUAUGCUUGAUUAUGUCUAUGACUGGAAUAAACUUCAGACACGCGUAUACCUAGAUGAAAAAAUGCUGGCAGCUCAGCGCAAUGCUGACAGAGCGCGUCUUGAGAAAAGGGAGUAUUACCUUCCUGCUGUUCCUCCUGUAUCACAUUCCAAUCCUUUCAAGUCAAAGACCUCUGUUCAGGCCUCGGCCUCCGACUUGAGUUGGGGGGGAGUACACUAUGAUGCUUCAAGAGAUGAGGAACAGCAUCCUAGCAGCUCACAGGUCGCUAAAAUAUGCGGUCAGUCUUGUCUUUGUGUGAAUUCCAAAGUCAGUGAACCUCACGAUUUCGGUCCAUAUCAACAUGAGAGUUUGCCUGCAGCAUCCCACCAAGCUCAGAUUCCAAAGGACUUAGAUUGCAGAAAUCCUUCUUCGCACACAAGCAUUUACCGAGGACGUUCUCCUAGCGAUCUCGACUCGGGUCAAGGUUGCACCAUCACCGAUGGAAACAAACAUCAGUUUCGUCGUGAUUCAUGCUAUUCAAAAAUUCCCACAUGCUCUGAUCUCUCGGAGUAUACCAGCAUUGAUUUUGACACCGCCCUCAAAGCGACGGACAUACCUGCUUACAACAGUAAUCCAAACACGAGGGAUAAUUGUGGGAACAAAUUCAUUAUUACUCCAACCCUGAAUCAUAACAUCGGCAAUCCAAUCAUUCCAUAUUCAAACAAUAACGGAAUUCGUACUUUCCGAAUCGCUUCAAAUACGCCGUGUGCACCCUUUUCAGAGAAGAACAAGAAUUCUCGAUUACCACGUAAAAUCAGAUAUCACAUCGACCGGCUGCAGAGACAGCUACAGCGAAUAAUCCAUGCCACCGGCUGUGUCAUGUCCACUAAUAGUGAUUGUCAGCGUAUACUGAUGGGAAUGAGAGAAUGCGUACUGCGGUUGUCGGGAUUUACCAUCAUGGGAAGCGAAGCAACACGGGUCCCAGUAGGAGUGAAUACUCCUGAUCUUGAUACCUUGCAGAUGGUCCUCAAUUCAGGCUCGUAUAUCAUGUGUAACUCCCAAACAGCACUUCAGAUGCUCUCUAUGUGGCCUAGAGUUCGCGUCAAGCAGAAGACGAACCUUAUGAAGCAGACUGGAACCAAAUGUCGGCUACAAAGUCAAUGUCUUGUCAGACACGGAGUUAAAGUUGAAUUUUCCAUAGUACCACCGCCUAUUGACUGGGAGCUUCGGGUAUUUGAGGUUCAUGCCUUAGCAGAAGAAGUUGUGAGCCAAUCAACCAAGAUCGCAAGGCUCCAAUCGUACCACACCCAAAAAUCUGGUCGUCAUUCAAAACAUCGACGAGUACCAGGAACAGUCAGAGCCAAAAUCUGGCUCGGGAUACCUGCGAAACUGCAGCCAACUGUUGGUCAUGAUAACCAAUUUCUUGAUGUAUCCCUUACAUCCUCGACAAACGCUCCCACGAUUCCUAUUACGCUGGAAGCUAUGGCAACGGAACGAGAUACGAAAUGGCUACUCACAAAAUUUUCACAGAGUGGCAAGUUCAAUACGGUAUCUUUGAAGCGCAAGCUGUUGGAGAAGACUGAGCGCAAUCAAUUAAAUCAGAGCAUUCAGCUCAUCACUAGUUCAGACAGCGUACCCUGCCACAUUUUUAUCAUGCGUAUUGCAGUCUCUCACAUCAUCCUUUUCAUAAAUGCCCAAACUAGCCUUCUAACGUGUUCUAUGGACGGAGCACCGACUGUGGCACCAACGGAAGUUCAUACGAGUGUCGCUCGACAUAAACGACGUAUCAUUCAUGCAUCACGAAGCGAUCCUGAAGCCUUAAGCAUAGCUAUAGAAGUCCUGAUCAAUAGAAAACGACGCUAUCAGAAGAGAAAUCAGCGCACAAGGCCCAUGAGGAAACUUGAUGAUCAAAUUCGGAAUCCGGGUAUCAACAUACACAGCAUAGUCGAAGUCAACAUUGUCCUGGACAAAGAGGCAGGAUACUCUGACGUACGGGGGAAGGACGCAAAGCCGGGCACAGUCUCGAGGGCGAAUGAACCAAUGGUGGUAUCGAUAACAUGGCAAAAGGAAGACCGUGGCGAUCAACAUCAUCAAUAUCAUUCCCAUUUUGGAAAUAACUCACCGGCAACUACGCAAGCCGAUUCCCUUUGCUAUCAUCGCACGAUGGAGCCGUCCUCCAUCCACGCAUCUCCCAAACAACAUUCUAGCAUAUCCUGUGACCGAAAUUAUCUUGAAUCUAGUAUAAAUUUUGAAGCAGGGACACAUCAUUCAAGGGCUCAAACAUUUUGUCGAUAUUUGAAGUGUUAUCCAGUACAAGGAGAGCAUCGACAUCUACGACACGGUACUAGAAUUUCGACCCGUGUUCACUCCCUGAUAAGGCAAGGUAUCCUAUUGCUCGAAAAACACGUCAGCCGAGAAACUCAUUGGCAGCAAGGAGAUGACUUACCUUAUAUCUACGUCUCCCGGCUCUUUGUUCUUCCUAUUUCAAACCUCUACAACACCCUAACAGCGGUAGUAAACUGGAAUAUGACCAGACGUGUUCGUAUUGCCCGAAAAUGUUUUUAUAACAUUCGUAGGAAAGGUCAGAGGAUGGAACGACGACUGUGCGCCACCCGAGACGAUCAGCUUCAAGUUGCAAGGGCGGUGCUUGAUCCGCGUCGAGCCAUCAGAAACCAGGCACCUACCAUUACGAAAGCCAUCUCCAAAGAGAGGGUCAGCAUCAUCUCCGGACGCGAAUUCAUCGGUACUUGCUUCCAUUACCUUCACGGCUCUAUUCUCAUCCUGAUCUGCAAGGAACUCUCCGAAUUCCUUGUCGCAUUGCGUGAAUUCAAAUUUCCAAAACUUCCUAUGGUGUCGCGCAGCCCUAAUUACCUUAGAACUAUGUUCGAGGCUCAGUACCUCCCAGGGAUUCGGCACUCACCUCGAUGGGAAGUCCCUUGUCAGCUUAUUCUGGAAUUAAUCAAUUCCCCUAGCUUUGCGGCUUACCCCUGCCUGCUGGUGAUGGCAGAAGAUGCAGUGACUAAACAAGAGCUGAAACGAAUACUCACAGAACAUACACGGAGUGCCGCGUUCAACACAUUAUUAUUGAAGCGCAAUUUCCCUGAGAAAACUGAACAUGAUCAAUUAAAUCAGAAUGUUCAGCUCGUCGCUACUUCAAACGACGUACCCAGGGACAUUUUUAUCAUUCCUAUGGCAGUAUCUCGCAUCACCCCUUCUAGAAAUACUGAAUUCAGCCUUCUACCGCGUUCGACAGACCUAGCACCGACUGUGCCGCUAUCAAAGGUUAAUACAAAGGUCGUCGGGCAUAAGCGAAGCAGUAGAGAUGCAUCAGGAAACGAAGUGAACGAUACAGAGACCUUGAGACAUGGGCAAAGGCUGGACACAAUUUCGAGCGUGGGUGGACCAAUGAUCGAUGAAUCGAGCAAGCGGAGAAAUGAAGGGGCUCAUCAUCAAUAUCAUCCCCGUUUUGGAAACUGUUCCCAGGAACCGGCCCUUGUCGAUCCGCUUCCUCUCACGCAGCUUUCCUCUACCCUCGUACCGUCCGAACAUCAGUUGUACACAUCCGGGGAUGGAAAAAAUAGGUUCACUAUACUCUAA
Desarmillaria tabescens is the source of this 4188-nucleotide messenger RNA. RefSeq lists its product as uncharacterized. The transcript has a single exon. Lineage: Eukaryota; Fungi; Basidiomycota; Agaricomycetes; Agaricales; Physalacriaceae. The record is from RefSeq and is a predicted model, not a curated record. The coding region runs from base 1 to 4188 and encodes 1395 amino acids.